GUACCGCUCGCCCCGCGCACCGCUCGCGUCCCGCCCCCCUACGCCGGGCCGCGGCGGCCGCGGGGCGGAGCGGCGCCGGCACACACCCCCUGACGCGCGCGCGGCUCCGCGCGUCGGCCGCGGCCGCUCAGCUGACACAAUGACAGACUUUGACAAGGACCUCCGACAGAGCAUGGUUUCCCAGCUGCAUGACUUCGCUGCUGUUGGCGAUGUGGUCAAGCUGAAAGCAUUGCUCAGUCGUUCCCCAACACUUAUCAAUGCAGCUGCAGAUAACGGCUGGACAGCCCUGAUGUAUGGUGCCAGAAAUGGACACCUUGAGGUUGUGCAGAUUCUUCUAGAGAAAGGGUGUGACAUGUCCAUUAUUAAUAAAUCAAGGCAGACAGCUCUGGACAUUGCUAAAUUUUGGGGAUACAAGCACAUAGCUAAUCUGUUGGCUAAUGUGAAGGGUGGGCAAAGCUCUGAUUUUUUUUCAAAUGGAGUGAAAGAAUAUGAAAAUUAUUUUGGCUUGACACUUCUGGACAGAAGGAGCGAUAAAAGAACAGAUUCCAAGUGGCUAAGCAAAAAACAAAGCCAUCCAAUGACAGUGUACAUCCUUUUCUCAAAUCUAAGUCCUUUGGUUACUUGGAAUGGAGGAGCAGAGAGCUCCCAGCAGCCAGAGAUAAAGCUCUGCAGGCUGUACCACAAGGAUGUGGAGCAGUGCAUGAAUCAAUCUGAAGAAGGCACCUUGAUUUUUCUUGGAGUUGAACUUCAGGUCCACAUGAACCUGCUGGCUGCUUACAAUGGAAGAGUUGUACAAGAAGGUGAAGAGGAUGGCUUAGUUGCUUGGUUUGCUCUUAGCAUAGAUUCUGUGUCUGCUGAGAAAAUUAAACAGAAGCAUAAGGACUGUUACUUUCUUGACCCACCAAUGCCAGCACUACUGCAGCUGCCUGAAAAAGAAGCUGGGGUAGUAGCCCAGGCUAGAUCUGUUCUAGCAUGGCACAUCCACUACCGAUUCUGCCCAACAUGUGGGAGUGCAACCAAGAUUGAAGAAGGGGGUUACAAGAAAACUUGCUUAAAAGAAGAUUGUCCCAGUCUCCAGGGUGUUCACAACACUUCAUAUCCAAGAGUUGAUCCUGUUGUGAUAAUGCAAGUCAUCCAUCCAGAUGGAAACCACUGCCUUUUAGGUAGGCAGAAGAGGUUUCCCCCAGGAAUGUUUACAUGUCUUGCUGGAUUUGUAGAACCGGGUGAAACAAUAGAAGAUGCUGUUCGAAGAGAAGUAGAAGAGGAGGCUGGAGUCAAAGUUGGCCGUGUUCAGUAUGUCUCUUGUCAGCCUUGGCCAAUGCCCUCCUCCCUGAUGAUUGGCUGCUUAGCUGUUGCAGUGUCUACAGAAAUUAAAGUUGACAAGAAUGAAAUAGAGGAUGCCCGCUGGUUCACUAAAGAACAGGUCGUGGAAAGUCUCAUUAAAGGAAACAAGCGUGUGUUCUUUGUACCACCACGUCAAGCUAUUGCACACCAGUUGAUAAAACAUUGGAUUGGAAUGAAUGCUAAUCUUUAGUUCAAAUAAUAGAUUUCUUUAAGUUAAGUUACUUCUUCUUGAGAAUGCUAAAUUAGGAAUAAAUUAUAAAGAAUUGUUUAUCUAGUAAAUGUGGAGUCACAUGAAUUUUUGAGCUUUUGGUUUGAACCUUUGGUGCCUGAGCUAAACUACACAAACGUUUGUAGAUUUGUUUCAGAUCUGAGUUAGAGCUGGACAACAACCCAGUGAUUAUCCCAAACAAGAAAGAAGCAAAUUGGUAAAAUUGGUACCUUGUUGUGCACAAACUGCUUUUUUGUUUUAGAAUCAAUUUAUUAUCCUUUUGCUGUUAUGCUCUUAAUGUUUGAUUUGGUCUUUCCUGUCCCCCACUGGAAGGAAUUGCAGCAUUACUAAGAGGCCUAACCUUGACUGCUGUUUGAACUCUGUAUCUACAUCCUCCGAUUUUGUCCUAAUUGUUUCUUUCUCAUUUUUUUUUCCUGUCUCCAUUCUUUAAAUUCUGCCUAGUAUAAAAAUACUCAGUGCUGAAAGUCUUAUCAACAACAGUUAUUUUUACGCUAAUAGCAUACUUAAGUGUUGACUAUGUAGUAUUUCUGUCUUUUACAUUAAUAGCCCUCUAAGCAGAGUAUUUAUUUCUCCAGUCUGAUUUGGCCUGCACUUGCACAAUUGUACAUCAGCCUUAAUUUAAAGGUGUAACAUAAUACUCUGUCUGUGAAAAAGGUAUUGGAGAACCAUCCCCGAAUGCCUAAAUAGUAAAUAUUUUUAUAAGAUAAUAAAUGACUCUAGGCAGUGAGUUAUUUCAUUCUCUGAUAAUUAGAAAUGGAACUUUUUAAAGAAGGAGAAAAGUAGAUCAAUUAAACAUGACAUAAUAUCUCAAAACAUGUACAGAGUUCUUUUAUGAAAAUGGACACAUUAAGAUUGUUACUUUAUUGCUAUUAAUUAUAUAAGAUAAAAACAAAAUUAUUAUUAUGAUUAUUGCUAUUAAUGGUUUUACAGUUGAAAGAGAUGUCUUAACCCCAGUUGUAAGGCUGGGAAAGCCAUAUAUGAAUUAAAGUACUUACUUAUAUAUGUUUAAUGAUGCAGUUCAGAUUUGUGCCUUAAUUUACUGUGUUAUUGAAAUAAAUGUUAACUUAGUUUUUUUUCAAAAUGGAAGGUUAUAAAAAUGUACUGGGUUUAUCAUUAAUGUCAUUAUGUAAUGGUUCAGUAGUCUGUGAUUUUUGCGGUCAUUGCAGUGAUAUAAAAAGAAAUGCAUAUGACCUAAAGACAAUGAUAGUCAUAAGUGUUAACCUGUUACCAUAUGGUGAUUUGUUUGUUCAGAGUAAUUACAAUAUAUUUUUAAUCAGUGAAUGAUAGCAGAUUUGUUUCAAAAUUCUCUGCAAACUCGAAUCAAUAAAAAUGUUUUACAAAUCCUGA
Messenger RNA from Falco peregrinus (peregrine falcon), 2920 nucleotides. It is a transcript of the gene NUDT12, whose product is annotated as nudix hydrolase 12. Lineage: Eukaryota; Metazoa; Chordata; Aves; Falconiformes; Falconidae. Gene Ontology annotation, biological process: NAD+ catabolic process; NADP+ catabolic process. Gene Ontology annotation, molecular function: NADH pyrophosphatase activity; metal ion binding; protein binding. The coding region runs from base 140 to 1534 and encodes 464 amino acids. Gene Ontology annotation, cellular component: cytosol. The record is from RefSeq and is a predicted model, not a curated record. The transcript is spliced from 7 exons.